Lolium rigidum is the source of this 1058-nucleotide messenger RNA. Its product is annotated as protein BUD31 homolog 2. The record is from RefSeq and is a predicted model, not a curated record. Lineage: Eukaryota; Viridiplantae; Streptophyta; Magnoliopsida; Poales; Poaceae. Bases 16 to 813 code for a protein of 265 amino acids. Gene Ontology annotation, cellular component: nucleus; spliceosomal complex. The transcript is spliced from 4 exons. Gene Ontology annotation, biological process: mRNA splicing, via spliceosome.
CAAGUUCGCUACAAGAUGACAGAGGAGCAGGAGUCUGGGACAAAGAUGGCCGCGACCUACCCACGGUCGCUUUGCCGUUUUAUUAGUACAGAAGAUACAUAUUUUCUGUCAAAAAAAGAUACUACAUAUUUGUUUUUCCAUAAAAUAUUUUUUAGCCCGUACACACUGGCCAGCACGAAAAGUUUAUUUAUCGAGCCCAGUAACUACGGCCCUCCCAACGGCACCCCGACCGCGCGUCCCAGCCAAGAUCCAAACUUCCCAACGCAUCUUCCUCCUCCUGCCGGCUGCCGCGCCUGGUCAUCGAACAGUCGCCGCCGAACGCCGGGCAUCGAAGUUCGAAGGUUUUUGUUCAAUAAGCAUACUUCCUGGAACAACAUGCCUAAGAUAAAGACGAGCCGUGUGAAGUACCCCGAAGGAUGGGAGCUUAUUGAACCAACUCUCCGUGAUUUGGAAGCCAAAAUGAGAGAAGCCGAGAAUGAUACACAUGAUGGGAAGAGGAAGUGUGAGGCCCUCUGGCCAAUCUUCCGCAUUUCUCAUCAAAAGAGCCGCUACAUAUAUGAUCUCUACUACCGAAGGAAGGAAAUCAAAAAGGAGUUAUAUGAGUUUUGCUUGGACCAAGGUUAUGCAGACAAAAAUCUGAUUGCUAAAUGGAAAAAGCCAGGUUAUGAACGCCUUUGUUGCCUCCGUUGCAUACAAACACGAGACCACAACUUCGCAACCACUUGUGUCUGCCGGGUCCCCAAGCACCUCAGGGAAGAAAAGGUGAUAGAGUGCGUCCAUUGCGGCUGCAAGGGGUGCGCCAGCGGAGACUGAAGUUGGCCAACUCGCGGUUGAGAAUAAUCUGAAACUAAUCGCUCGAGGAUGUUGUUUGAUUUGAUCCCUGGUGAAAACAAGUACCGCAUUACCAGGUGAUCCGUGCAAUUUGUGUAUUGUAAACUCUUGGGUGGGUGGUACGUUUGUAAUGUAAGACCCAGUUCUCCGACGUGGAAGCUCGUAAAACUAUACUGAUAACAUGCUACCCUGAUCUUCCAUAAUGGAUACUGUACUUUGUAUUGUUA